CUCCUUAAUUUGUUCCAUUUUCUGACAGGAAAGAACAGGAGAUUGAUUCAAAAGAUGCUAUCAUACUGCAUCAGUUUUCGAGGCCCAACAACGGCGUUCCAAGUCUGUCACCUUUCUGUCUGAAAAUGGAAACGUACCUAAGGAUGGCUGACCUACCCUACCAGAACUAUUUUGAUGGAAAACUUUCCCCUCAAGGAAAAAUGCCUUGGAUUGAAUACAAUCACAAAAAAGUGUCUGGCACUGAGUUCAUUAUUGACUUUUUGGAAGAGAAACUUGGAGUGAAUUUAAAUAAAAAUCUUGGUCCACGAGAAAGAGCUGUUUCCAGAGCAGUGACAAAGAUGGUGGAGGAGCAUUUCUAUUGGACUCUAGCUUAUUGCCAGUGGGUGGAAAACCUUCACGAGACGCAAAAGAUGAUUUCAGUUUACGGCCCCCUCAGUGAUUUGCUGAAGUGGAUUCUCUGCCAUCUGACCAAAGGGAUCGUGAAGCGGGAGAUGUACGGUCACGGAAUUGGCCGCUUCUCUGAGGAGGAGAUGUACACACUGAUGGAGAAGGACAUGCGGACUCUAGCAAGUCUCCUGGGUGACAAAAAGUACAUUAUGGGACCAAACCUUUCCACUGUUGAUGCCACAGUUUUUGGUCAUCUGGCACAGGCAAUGUGGACGCUACCAGGGACUAGACCAGAGAGACUAAUCAAAGGUGAACUCAUUAACCUUGCUAUGUAUUGCGAAAGAAUAAGGAGGAAAUUCUGGCCAGAAUGGCACCACGAUGACGAUAACACUCUGUAUGAAUCUGAGGAAAGCAGCGACACAAGCAAGACUCACUCCCCCUUGCAGGACUUCAGUUUUUAUUCAAGGACAGAAACAUUUGAUGAGGAAGGGAACAGUAUUUCUCAUACUCCUGACACAGAUUACACUGGACACUCCCUUUUUGAUUCAGAUGUGGACAUGGAUGACUACAGAGAUCACGAACAGUGCAAAUGAUGCGUACAAGCAUCUCUUGUUUUGCAGACAAGCUGUUUCUUGGGAUCAGUUGGAUUUAUUUUCUGCUCCAGGUUGGGAGAAGGUUGGUACCACCUCCAAGAGACCAUUGUGCUUGACUUGGCUGUUACAUGCUACCUGGACUAUCUCAACCUUAUUUCAUUUUGUGUAAUUGUUCAGGUGGAACCAAGGUAAACAGUUAUUUAAAACACACUAUGGGCAGACUAGAGGUCCAGAUGACAACAGAAACUUUCAGUCUACGUUCUUGCUUCCAUUGAAAAACAGUUGAGUGGGAGAAACCUCCAGGAGGUGCAGCAUUUGUAAGCUGGUUUCUGUUGAUAUCUUUACAGGAAUGGGUCAAGGACAAAAAUGGAAGACUGGCACACCUUUCUCAUGUGGAAGAAAAUUAUUGAUGCUGAUUUGGUGCAGUUUCAGGAAAGUUUUGAUAGCUACCUGCAGUCUGGGUGAUCACGGAGUGUCUGCGGGAUUGAACUGCUCUUGAUUCUUUCAGAGACAGACAAGGAAGGCAGGAGGAAAAUGUGUUCCUACAAAAAGGAACAUUUUAGCAUUUCUUGUUCUUUGCAAAAGGUUGAAAUCACUGUUCUAGAAUAUUUUUAUUCAAAAGAAGAAUACCACGCUAAUCUGGAAAGUGUGUUGGCCGAAGCCUGGCUUCAGGCCUUUAAAUUUCUUCUGUGUUUUUGAAUUAUUAGAUGUUUGUUCUUCCUGCCACUGGCUGCUACUGAUGUAGAGAAAUGGGAUUCAUUACUGAAAGCCUG
Messenger RNA from Meleagris gallopavo (turkey), 1753 nucleotides. The record is from RefSeq and is a predicted model, not a curated record. Lineage: Eukaryota; Metazoa; Chordata; Aves; Galliformes; Phasianidae.